AUGGACGAAAAAGUAUACUGUCGAUUUAAACAUAUACCAUCGAAGAGAGACGGUGAACAAAUUGCAGCAAAUAUAAAAACGUUUGUCAAUCCAAAAGUAUUUGAUGAAUCAGGUAUAAAAAAUUGUGGAAAAGGCGGAAAUGAUACAAUCGAUUUUAAAGUUACUCGUGAAGAAGUCAAUAAUAUUCGUAACAAUCUUACUCGCGUAUUGCCAAGCAUAGAUUCACCUGUAUGGUUUUCUAUUCUUUCGGAUCCUCUUCAUUUGCUUAUACCACGUUCAUUAAUAACGGUUGAUGAUAUUAGACAUGAAGGAUCAACAUUUCGUGCAACAUGUCAAUUCGGUUCACUCCGAUCUUAUAAUCAAUUUUAUUCACAUGUUCCAUUUGAUAAUAAAAUUGCUCAACUUUCAUUUAAACCAACAGGAUCCAUACCAAACAGUUUAUUUAUUGAAUUUGAUAAAAUACGUAUAGUAAUUUCAUUUGAUUCGAUUCAAAAAAGAAAUAUUGUAGUUAAUAAAGAAAAUGCAAAGAAUGGAGUCUAUGUAUUACUAUCACUUAAAUAUUUACCAAACAUUUAUCGAUUGGAAUCAGUCAAAGAUGAAGAUAAUGAUGAUGAAAAUUCAGAUAAGAAACAAGUUCGACUAUGUGCUGAUGAAGAAAAUGUUUCAUUUAUUCAAGAAAUAGUGCAUUGUUCUGAUGUAGUUUUUCAUUUUACACCAUCUCCAGAUAUACCUUGGUUGUUUCUUUCUCAUUUUUUAAUAUCUGAUUCACACGCAUAUGAACUUAAUUUUUCUUGUUUCAAAAUAUCUGAUUGGUCAAAAGAAAAUAAUAAAAAUCAAAGACCAAAUCCAUUUAAUUUUAAUAAUGCUUCAUUUCAAGAUCGUUAUAGUUUACAAAUGCUUAUCUCACUUGGAUAUGUAUUUCGAGAUAAAUGGGCACAAUUAACUGAUCAAGAAUUAAAUUGGCAUAAAUGGAAUGUUAAUGAACGUCAUGCUUUAUGUUGUUUUGCUGUUGAACAAUUAAGUAAAGAUCAUGGAUACGAUUUAACACGAACCGAAUAUGAUUAUAAUGAAAGAAGAAAAAAAACAAAAAAAUCUGAUAAUGAUAUGGACGACAAGGCUAUGUUAAUUGACGAUAGAAAACGACUUAAAGUUGCUUUUUGUACAUUAACACCAUUAAAAAUUAUUUUUCAACCAUUUGAAGUUACAACUGGAAGUCGAGCUUUAAGAAAUCCUCAAUUUGGUGGUGUUGAACGAUUUCUACUUGUACAUUUGCGUGAUGAAGAUAAUCGACUAUUACGUGUUUCUAAUAAGAGUAUUGAAAAACGAGUAAGAAAUUCAAUGCAAAAUGGUAUUGAAUUAUUUAAAAGAAAAUUUAAAUAUAUGGGUGCAAGUACAGGUCAAAUGAAACAGAUGUCUUAUUGGUUCAUGGAUUUACCUCCUAAUAUAAAGAAUAUUACAGAAGCACAUCAAAAACUAGGAACAUUUGAUGAUAUUAAAAAUAUUGCUACUUAUAUUGCUCGUGUUGGCCAAUAUUUUUCCACGACAUGGCCCAUAAAUAUUACAUUGACGAAAGUAGAAAACAAAAAUGCUAUACGUCCAAACGGUGAAUUAAAUUAUGUUUUUGAAAUUAAUGAUAUUGAAAGAAAUAAAUAUUGUUUUACGGAUGGUGUCGGUAAAAUAUCAUGGGGUUUAGCUGGACGUGUAGCUCAAAAAAUGAAUAUUCCAAUUUUUUGCCAAGAAGAUAUUCCAUCAGCAUUUCAAAUACGUGUAGCUGGUUGUAAAGGUAUGGUAGCUAUUGAUCCAGAGUCAACAUUAAAUGAUUAUUAUAUUUGUGUACGUUCAUCAAUGAUUAAAUUUCCAAGUAAUGAUUGGAAUUUAGAAAUAUGUGAAUAUGCUCGACCAAUGCCAUUAACAUUAAAUAAUCAAGUUAUUCGACUUUUAAGUGAUUUAGGAAAUCCAAAUGGUGCAUUUAUUGCUCUUCAAAAUCAAGGUUUUACUCAAUGGGAAGUUCCGGAAGAACAACAACCAAGUGUUAUUGAUAUUGCAGUACAGAAAAAUAUGUCUUAUUCAUUAUCUAAAGACAAUUUACUAACAAAUCGUAUACCUAUCCCUCCAACAGAUGGUCGAAAUUUGUUUGGUAUAGCAGACGAAACUGGUGAAUUAGAAUAUGGUCAAUGUUUCAUACAAUAUUCAACAUUAAAUCCAACUACGAAAGGUCAAAGAAGAUUUCACGUUGUUACUGGUACGAUAAUUGUUACAAAAAAUCCAUGCUUAUGGCCCGGUGAUUUCCGUCGAUUGACAGCUGUUCGUAAUGAUAAAUUAGAAGAAUGUAUGCGUGAUGUAAUCGUUUUUCCAACUAAAGGAGAACGUCCACAUUCAAAUGAAAUAUCUGGUUCAGAUUUAGAUGGUGAUCAAUAUUGGGUUUAUUGGGGUGACCGUUUAAGGAUUGAGAAACCUGUAGAACCAUUAUCAUAUACUGGAGCAAAAAAAUCAGAAGUGCCAUCAAUUACUUCAGACAUAAUCAUCGAACAUAUUAUUAAAUCGUUUGGAGCUAGUAUCAUUUUAGGCAUGAUUGCAAAUACACAUACAGUUGUAGCUGAUAAACAUUCACAACAUUCAUUUUCAGACGAAUGUAAAAAAUUAGCAGAAUUAUUUUCAAUUGCUGUUGAUUCUCCCAAAACAGGACACUUUAUUGAUAUGCAAGAACUUAGACCAUUUCAAAAGAAAUAUUGUAAAGAUUGGCCAGAAUAUAUGAGAAAAUUUGCUGAACGGACAUAUAAAUCAAACAGUAUAUUAGAAAUACUUUUUAUACAAGCUAAAGAAAACUAUUUUAAAUGGAAAGAAAAUCCUAUAUUUAUUAGAUGUCCACAAAGAAUGAAAGCUAUUAAAGAUACAUCAGCUAAUGAUAUUAAAGAUGAAGGAUUUAAAAAAUGGCUUAACGGAGGUAUUUAUCAAGAAGAUAUCAAUCAAAAAAAACCUAAAAGAAAAAUGCGUAACAAACUUAAUAAAAACGAUUCAUCAAGUGAUGAAACAUCAACACCACGGCCAAGUGAAAAAACCUCUGCCAAACCUCUCAUGAAACCAGAUGAAAAUCCUCAGCCAGAAAUUAAAAAAAAUGCUAAAAAACCACCACAAGAUAAAUCAAAUCCACCAGAAACACCUGUAACAACAAAAUCAGAAACACCUGUAACAAAAAAAUCUGCAACAAAUCUAAAACCAAAGAAAUCUUCAAAUACAGAAGAUGCUUGUGCAUUAGUAAAUUCUAGUGUUCCUCCAUCAUCUGCUUCUUCAUCAUUAGCUUCAUGGUCACCUUCAGGAAUAUCGAAAAUAGGUGAAUGUCGUCCAGAUUUUCUUAUGGGUGUUGAUAUGAAUAUUACAGAUGCGGCUGUUGUUGAAUUUUCUUCAAUCAGUAAAAAUUUUUUUGUAGUCAAUAUAAAGAAAGAAGCAACUGAAAGUCCUGAUAGAAAACAAAUAAUAAACAAAAUAAAAUCAUAUAUAGAAAAACAGGAUGUUUUCAAGAAAAAGUCAUCGACUUAUAAUGAAACAAUACAUGGACCACUUAGUUUAAUAGUUUUCUACGGUCAUAUUUAUUUUAUUGAACAAAAUACAUUUCCUAACAAACUUGGUAAAUUAAAAGAAUUUAUUCAAGAAAACAGUGAUCAAUUUAUUCGUUUUAAUUAUGCCAAUGUUGAUGAAUUAAACAUUCUACAUCCAUCAUACUCAACAACAAACAAAAAUAAAAUAGAAUAUGAAUUUGAUUGUUAUGUAACAUCAUCUCCAUCAGAAUAUUUUACAUUAUUAUGUGAUACAAAUAAAAACCUCCGACAAAUACGUGUCUCUCGCAUAUGGUCACAAUGUUUUGUACGUCAACCAAAUUUUAAUGUAGAUAGUUUAUAUGAAAUUCGUUCUGUGAUGACACAUGACUCGGACUCACCAGAAUUUAUGCAAGUUAUGAAUUUAGUUUUUAAAUCUCCAUCUACUGCAUUAUUAAGUGGUCGUAAGCCAAAUAUUAAAAUUGAUCGUAGUGUUCUUCUUGCGUCAGUGCUACCAAUCAGCCUAAAAAUUAUCGAAGAAGAUCAACAAACUAAUACACAUCACCCAACAAUUGAAAGUUUUUAUCGAAAAAUACGAUAUGUAUCAAUAGAUGAACAACAAGAGAAACCGAAACUAUCAUCAACCAUAGAAUAUCACGUUUCACCGAUUGAUAAGAAUGAAAAUGUUUUGGAAAAUGUCUGUGAUUUUGCUUUUCAUCCAACCGAAAAAUCUUUACUUAUUCCAGUAAACUCAACAUCAUCAACCGCAAGUAGUAUGUCUAACUCAUUACUUGGAUUUUCAACAUAUCAUUAG
Messenger RNA from Rotaria sp. Silwood1, 4347 nucleotides. The record is from the annotation of a GenBank genome assembly. NCBI's taxonomy places the organism in Eukaryota, Metazoa, Rotifera, Eurotatoria, Philodinida, Philodinidae.